Molecule: messenger RNA, 979 nt
Organism: Lycium ferocissimum
Lineage: Eukaryota; Viridiplantae; Streptophyta; Magnoliopsida; Solanales; Solanaceae
Exons: 8
Coding region: 112-867 (251 amino acids)
Biological process (GO): DNA alkylation repair; regulation of DNA-templated transcription
Cellular component (GO): nucleus
Source: RefSeq, a predicted model, not a curated record
AAUAAUAAGUGCUAGGAUGAAGAAAAAAAAAAAGAAGCGAAAGUGUUUGAGAGUUGGGAGUUAAGUGUUUCCUUCUCUCCAUAGCAACGAGAGACCUGCAGCUUUCUUACGAUGAUGAGUUCUGGAGCAACUACAAGCCAAAAUGUUGACUACACUCACUUUAUAUCACUUCCAUUGUCUAUACAUCCUGAAACGGUCAACAAGCUCACCAACUUAAAGAACUCAGUUCUUGGAACUGCUGAAGUUAAUCAAGAUUUGGGAAUUGAGAAGUCCAUGUUUACUAAUCCAAAAACAUUUCACUUGACUGUGCUCAUGCUGAAACUUUGGGAUAAUGACCGAUUUAAAGCUGCUUCUGAGGUUAUGCAGAGUGUCUCAGCAAAAGUACUUGAUGCUUUGGAGAGGCGACCUGUGUCUAUAAGACUGAAAGGUUUGGAGUGCAUGAAAGGUUCUCCAGCAAAAGCUUAUGUUGUAUAUGCUCCUGUUGAGGUAAUUGGUGGUGAAGCCCGACUCUUACGUGCCUGUCAGGUGAUCAUUGAUGCGUUCACUGAAGCUGGUCUUGUUGUUGAAAAAGAUGCAAAACAGAAGUUAAAGUUGCAUGCCACAAUACUGAAUGCGCGAUACAGAAAAAGCAAAAAAAGAUCAGAAACAACUGACCCCUUUGAUGCGCGAACAAUUUUUGGUGAAUAUGGCUCGGAAGAAUGGGGAGAGUGUCUUAUCCGUGAAGCUCAUCUUUCAAAAAGGUUUGUGUUCGCUGAGAAUGGCUAUUUCCAUUGCUGUGGUUCCAUCCCAUUUCCUGAAGAGAGGCAGGGUGUAUCUGGUAAGGCGAAAAAUGUUUUGACUUGGAAAAAGUUUUCCAUGGGAAAUUAAGUUAUUUUAUCGUUUGUAAAUUGUUGGUCAUAUAUGUCAUGUAUGCUUAUAGUAAAUUGUUGAAGACAGAUACGGCUCCCAACUUUUUAUUGAUUUGUGUGUAUUUGCCAUC